AUGGCCGGACCUAGCGGAGGCGCCGAGGCGCACGCGCGGUGGAGGAAGUACGACUACGGCGACAACUCCGACCUCGUGCUCGGCCUCGGCUCGCGCCCCCGCGGCGGCGAGGGCGAGCCCACCGGCGAGCUCGAGACGCUCCGGGGCAGGAUCGACCCCGGGAGCUUCGGCGACCGGGCCGUCCAGGCCAAGCCCCCCGGCGGCAACUCGCGCAGGAGGAAGCCGCGCGACUCCGCGGACAUCGACGACGUCCGCCCCGCCGACGCCAAGCGCAGGCGCCGCGCCGCGCAGCGCGAGGCCAGCGUGCUCUCGCUCACCGGCGACGUCGUCUACAAGCCCCGGACCAAGGAGACGCGAGCCGCCUACGAGGCCCUCCUCAGCGUCAUCCAGCAGCGGCUCGGCGGGCAACCGCUUGACGUGCUCGCCAGCGCUGCGGACGAGGUGCUUGCGGUCCUCAGUAACGACAAGAUCAAGAGCCGUGACAAGAAGGAGGAGAUCGAUAAGCUCCUCGAUCCUAUCUCCAACCAGAUGUUUCAUCAGCUCAUUUCCAUCGGGAAACUCAUCACAGAUUUUCAUGAUACCGCUGCUGCUGGUGAUUCAGCUCAUCCACUGGAUGAAGAUAUCGGCGUCUCUGUUGAUUUUGAAGAUAAUGAAGACGACGAGGAAAGCGAUUAUGAUCAGGUACAAGAUUUUGAUGAAGAUGACUAUGAUGACAUGUCUAAAUUGUAUAGUGCCAGUGCUAUGCAAAUGGAUGGUGAGCUAGAUGAUGAUGAUGAUAAGCAGAACUCCAAUGAGGGGCUGACCAUAGACGUACACGACAUUGACGCCUACUGGCUUCAGAGGAAGGUAUCGCAGACAUACACAUAUAUUGAUUCACAGCGUAGCCGGGAGCUUGCUGAGCAGAUAUUGAGUAUAAUUUCUGAGGGUGAUGAUCAAGAUGUUGAGAGUCGGCUGCUCAUGCUGUUGGACUGUGAAAAGUUUGAUUUCAUUAAAUUGCUGCUACUCAACCGACUCAAGAUAGUCUGGUGUACCCGUUUGGCAAGAGCUGAAGAUCAGGAACAGCGGGAGAAGAUAGAAGAAGAUAUGCUGAGUAACCCAACAUUAACUCCAAUAUUGGAGCAGUUACAUGCAACGAGGGUGUCUGCAAAAGAUAGGCUGAAGAACAUGGAGAGAAGUUUCAGGGAUGAGGCCCAGAGGCUGACAGGAAACGGAAAUGCUAGUAGCAUUGACGGUCCGAAAGAUCACCAGGCUGUUGAGUGGGAUAUGGAAAGUGAAUGGUUGAAAGGCCAGAGACAGCUGCUUGAUCUUGAGAGCCUAUCGUUCCACCAAGGUGGUCUCUUGAUGGCUAACGAAAAAUGUGAACUUCCACCUGGAUCAUUUAGAACCCCUCAUGAGGGGUAUGAGGAAGUCCAUGUGCCAGCGCCGAAAGCUAAGCCAUACAAAGCUGGAGAGAAGAUUGUCAAGAUAUCUGAUAUGCCAGAGUGGGCUCAACCAGCUUUUGCUGGGAUGACACAGCUGAAUAGGGUUCAGAGCAAGGUUUAUGAUACUGCCCUUUUCAAACCGAAUAAUAUUCUUCUCUGUGCUCCAACAGGUUCUGGGAAAACCAAUGUGGCUGUGCUUACGAUCCUUCAGCAGAUUGGCUUGCACAUGAAGGAUGGAGAGUUUGACAAUACCAAGUACAAAAUUGUUUAUGUAGCCCCAAUGAAAGCUUUGGUUGCUGAAGUUGUUGGAAAUUUGUCAACACGGCUGAAGGAGUACAAUGUCACUGUAAGGGAGCUCAGUGGAGACCGGAACUUAACCAAACAACAGAUUGAUGAAACACAGAUUAUUGUCACCACACCUGAGAAAUGGGAUAUUGUAACAAGAAAAUCAGGUGAAAGAAUCUAUACUCAAACGGUAAAGCUUCUAAUUAUUGACGAGAUCCAUCUACUUCAUGACAACAGAGGGCCCGUUCUGGAGAGCAUUGUUUCUCGAACCAUGAGGCAAAUUGAGACGACCAAGGAACAUGUCCGUCUAGUUGGCCUUUCAGCAACUCUUCCGAACUAUGAAGAUGUUGCGGUUUUCUUGCAUGUUCGCUCUGGUGGCCUCUUCCAUUUUGAUAACAGCUAUCGACCUUGCCCUCUUGCUCAGCAAUACAUUGGGAUCACUGUGAGGAAGCCACUUCAGAGGUUUCAGUUGAUGAAUCGGAUUUGCUAUGAGAAGGUUAUGGCUGCGGCUGGAAAGCAUCAAGUGAUUAUAUUUGUGCACUCGAGGAAGGAGACAGCAAAAACUGCUCGUGCCAUCAGAGAUACCGCAUUUGCUAAUGGAACAUUGACCCGCUUUCUGAAGGAUGAGAGUGCAAGCCAAGAUAUUCUUGGUGUUCAGGCAGAUCUUGUAAAAAGCAGUGAUCUUAAAGAUCUUUUGCCAUAUGGGUUUGGUAUUCAUCAUGCUGGGUUGGCAAGGGCAGACCGAGAGCUCAUUGAGGGGCUCUUUGCUAAUAAGCAUUUACAGGUCCUUGUUUCGACAGCCACCCUUGCAUGGGGUGUCAAUCUGCCUGCACACACUGUAAUUAUAAAAGGUACCCAGAUCUACAAUCCGGAAAAAGGUGCUUGGACAGAAUUGAGUCCUCUGGAUGUCAUGCAAAUGCUUGGUCGGGCAGGCAGGCCUCAGUAUGAUACACAUGGACAAGGAAUAAUCCUAACCGGCCACAGUGAAUUGAAGUACUACCUGUCUCUAAUGAAUCAACAAUUGCCUAUUGAGAGCCAGUUCAUAUCCAGAUUGGCCGAUCAAUUAAAUGCGGAGAUCGUUCUGGGGACUAUUCAGAAUGUUCAGGAGGCAUGCUCAUGGCUUGGCUACACCUACCUCUACAUCCGUAUGCUCCGGAAUCCAACAUUGUAUGGUUUACCAGCAGAUGUUAUGGAGACAGACAAAGCUCUAUAUGAAAGGAGAGUUGACUUGGUACACUCUGCUGCAAAUCUACUGGAUAGGAACGAUUUAAUAAAGUACGACAGGAAAACAAGAUAUUUUCAGGUAACUGACCUGGGAAGGAUUGCUAGUUAUUACUAUGUUACUCACAGGACUAUUUCAACGUAUAAUGAGUGCCUGAAGCCCACAAUAGGCCAUAUUGAGCUGUGUCAACUUCUUUCCCUGAGUGAAGAAUUUAAGUAUGUCAGUGUCAGACAAGAUGAGAAAAUAGAGCUGGCAAAGCUUAUUAAUUGUGUGCCCAUUCCUGUGAAAGACAACCUUGAGGAGCCCAGUGCAAAGAUCAAUGUUCUACUGCAAGUAUAUAUUUCUAGGCUGAAACUUGAGGGUCUCUCCCUUAGUUCAGAUAUGGUCUACAUCAGACAGAAUGCCGGUCGCCUCGCACGAGCACUGUUUGAGAUAGUUUUGAAGAGAGGAUGGGCCCAACCAGCAGAGAAGGCUUUGAAUCUUUGUAAGAUGAUUGACAAACAGAUGUGGAACAUCCAAAUUCCGCUUCACCAGUUUCCAGGUAUUCCGAAGGAAAUCCUAAUGAAUCUGGAGAAAAAAGCGUUGUCUUGGGAGAGGUACUAUGACCUAUCAUCACAGGAAAUUGGUGAACUAAUUCGCUACCCGAAGUUGGGGAGGCAGCUACACAAUUGCAUCCACCAGUUACCGAAGUUGACCCUUUCAGCUCAUGUUCAACCUAUUACUCAUACGGUUUUGUGUUUUGAACUGACUAUAAUAGCUGAUUUCCAAUGGGACGAUAAAGUGCAUGGAUAUGUGGAGCCCUUCUGGCUUAUUGUUGAGGACAACGGUGGUGAAAACAUUCUUCACCAUGAGUACUUCAUGCUUAAGAAACAGUAUGUGGAUGAAGAUCAUACACUUAAUUUCACAGUACCAAUAUGUGUGCCACUGCCCCCUCAGUACUUUAUACGUGUUGUAUCUGAUAAGUGGCUUGGUUCUGAGACAAUUCUUCCUGUCAGUUUUAAACACUUAACUCUUCCAGAAAAAUAUGCUCCACCAACUGAAUUGCUUGAUCUGCAGCCACUACCUGUUACUGCGCUGAGAAAUGCACGAUAUGAAAGCCUUUACAGUACUUUUAAGCAUUUCAACCCCAUCCAGACUCAAGUGUUCACUGCCUUGUACAACGGUGAUGACAGUGUGUUGGUUGCUGCGCCAUCAGGCAGUGGAAAGACCAUAUGUGCGGAGUUUGCUAUACUCAGGAACCAUCAGGAGGCAUCUGGUGAGAGCAAUAUGCGUGUUGUGUAUGUAGCUCCUAUUGAAGCUAUUGCAAAACAAAGAUACAAGGAUUGGGAGAGCAAAUUUGGAGAAUUGGCCCGGGUAGUUGAGCUAACAGGCGAAACAGAAGCUGAUUUGAAGCUUCUUGAUAAAGGGGAGAUCAUAAUCAGCACUACUGAGAAGUGGGAUGCACUCUCACGCCGAUGGAAACAGCGAAAGCAAGUGCAACAGGUCAGUUUAUUUAUCGUUGAUGAGGUUCAUCUGAUUGGAUCUAAAAAUGGACACAUUCUGGAAAUCAUCAUCUCUAGGAUGAGGCGUAUUGCAAAUCAUAUUGGCAGUAACAUUCGGGUUGUAGCUCUUUCAGCAUCCCUUGCAAAUGCUAAAGAUCUUGGAGAAUGGAUUGGCACUACCUCUCAUAGUCUUUUCAACUUCUCUCCAGCAGUCCGACCAGUGCCAUUAGAAAUUCACAUUCAGGGUUGUGAUGUAGCAAAUUUUGAGGCAAGGAUGCAGGCAAUGUCAAAGCCAACAUACACUACUAUUACUCAACACGCAAAGCAUGGUAAGCCUGCCUUGGUGUUUGUACCGACACAUAAGCAUGCAAGGUUGACCGCAUUGGAUUUGUGUGCAUACUCAAGUGCUGAGAGAUGUGGAACCCCUUUUCUUCUUGGGUCAGAAGAAGAGAUGGAUACUUUCACUAGUAGCGUCAAUGACGAAACACUUAAAUGCACACUGAAAUGUGGUGUAGGCUACUUGCAUGAGGGUCUGAGCGAUCUUGAUCAAGAACUUGUAACUCAGCUCUUUCUUGGUGGGAGAAUCCAAGUGUGUGUCACGAGCAGCACAAUGUGCUGGGGAAGAUCGCUACCCUCUCAUUUGGUUGUUGUGAUGGGAACCCAGUAUUAUGAUGGCAGGGGGAAGGGUAACACUGAUUAUCCAAUCACUGAUCUGUUGCAAAUGAUGGGCUAUGCCAACAGGCCUCUUGAAGAUAACUAUGGGAUAUGUGUUAUAUUGUGUUAUGCACCUCGCAAGGAAUACUACAGGAAGUUCCUUUUUGAGGCCUUCCCUGUUGAGAGCAAUCUUCACCAUUUCUUGCAUGAUCAUAUGAAUGCUGAGGUGGUUGCUGGUCUUAUAGAAAACAAGCAAGAUGCUGUGGAUUAUCUUACCUGGACUUUCAUGUACCGACGGCUUACAAAGAACCCCAACUACUACAAUCUGCAGGGCGUGAGCCAGAGGCACAUAUCGGAAAAUCUCUCCGAGCUGGCCGAGACGAUGCUGAAUGAUCUGGAAUCAACCAAUUGUUUGGCUAUAGAGGAUAAUAUGUACCUGAAGACCCUCAACCUUGGUCUCAUUGCCUCGUAUUACUACGUCAGUUACACGACUAUUGAGCGAUUCAGUUCUAUGCUUACCCAGAAGACAAAGAUGAAAGGCCUCCUGGAGAUUCUAGCUUCUGCCUCGGAAUAUGCAGGGUUUCCCAGCUGCUAUGGUGAGAAAGAAUCCAUUGAGUGGCUUGUUAGUCACCAGAGAUUUUCGAUCGAGAAGGCACAGUAUGACGAUCCACAUGUCAGGGCCAACAAGCUGCUGGAAUGCCAUUUUUCAAGGCGGACAGUGGAAGGUGGCCUUGCAGCUGACCAGCGGGAGAUUCUCCUCACCGCUCCUAGACUGCUCCGGGCAAUGGUUGAUGUCGUCUCCAGCAACGGAUGGCUUACCACCGCUCUUGAUGCAAUGGAGCUGAGCCAAAUGGUGAUACAGGGCAUGUGGGACCGUGACUCCGUGCUGCUUCAGCUUCCACACUUCACCAAGGAGUUGGUCCGGAGAUGCCAGGAGAACGAAGGCAAGGCCAUCGAGAGCAUCUUCGAUCUCGCUGAGAUGAGCAUGCCUGAGAUGCAGGAUCUGCUGCAGCUACCAAACUCCCAGCUGCAGGACAUCAUCGAAUUCGUCAAGAAUUUCCCCAACAUCGACAUGGCUUUCGAAGUGCAUGAGGCUGAUGACAUAAGGGCCGGUGACAAUGUGACCGUGCAGGUGACGCUAGAGCGUGAGAGGACAAACCUGCAACCUGGGGCUGGCGUUGGUCCAGUCCAUGCCCCCCGGUUCCCAAAGCCCAAGGCAGAAGGAUGGUGGCUGGUGAUCGGUGACAGCUCCACCGACCAGUUGCUGGCCAUCAAGAGGGUUGCGCUCCAGAAGAAGAGGGCUCGGGUGAAGCUCCAGUUCACUGCCCCUGCCGAAGCAGGGAGAAAGGAUUACAGGGUCUACUUGAUGUCUGAUUCCUAUCUGGGCUGCGAUCAGGAGUACGAGCUCAACAUCGAUGUCAAGGAUGCUGGAGGGAAUUGAUCACCAACGCGGAGAUAGCUUGCCCAGGUUUUCCACGGCACUUGCCUCUUUUUGUGGAAACUGGAUUCUUGGUUACAUAGCGCGACCUAAAUAUCUCCAUUGGCUUUCCGUUUUCCUUGUGUAUAUAGUAUAUUCUCGUCAAUCUUUAGCUUCUUUUUUUCAGUGUAAAUGAACAAUUCAAGCGAAAUAUUCCAAACAAGUUGCUCUUUGCCUGACCGCUUAAUGCUAAUCUUGUUUAAGUUGGCAUAAAACGGCGGAGAUAAACAACGAGUUCGUUUGAAUAUGUGUAGCGUUGUGAUGAUGCGAUCACACAAAAUCUUUAGGUUCACCGGCAUGAUGACUAGCUUGUCUCAACAGAGAUUUUUCAACACCAAAGCAAAUCAUAGAGGCUGACGUUCGCAUGUAUCCGAACUCAAGGG
Messenger RNA from Oryza brachyantha (malo sina), 6923 nucleotides. Its product is annotated as DExH-box ATP-dependent RNA helicase DExH12-like. NCBI's taxonomy places the organism in Eukaryota, Viridiplantae, Streptophyta, Magnoliopsida, Poales, Poaceae. The transcript is spliced from 4 exons. The record is from RefSeq and is a predicted model, not a curated record. Gene Ontology annotation, cellular component: nucleus. Gene Ontology annotation, molecular function: nucleic acid binding; ATP binding; ATP hydrolysis activity. Bases 1 to 6504 code for a protein of 2167 amino acids.